UUCAGGCUUUUAACCUGCAGCUGGCGCAGCAGCCGUUCAGUCAACGUUGCAUCUGCAAAGCUGAAGCGGCGGCAGAUCACCAUCAUCCAAACCAUAGAUUGACAUCCAGAGCGGAGGAUUGCGUCCUUGUCUCCUCGUCAGUUUGAGUGAUUCCAGUGAUUUCCGCUGCUCGUUACUGCCCGGGUUCGGCUCGCUGCUGCUGCUGCUGCCCUGGCCACAUAAACAUGCGGAUCAUCGAGGCCGAGACCCCCGGGAUAUCUCUACACGCUUCCUGCAGGACCCGGCUCUCCACCGCCCGCUGACUGGACCCGCAGAGCCCGCAGAGCCGCCGCUAGAGGACAGAGAGGGACUCAUCUCAAAGACCUGAUUGCCUGCUGAACUUUUUUGCCUCCCAGUCAGUUCGCCAGGGACCAUGCUGACCAUCUUGGCUGCUGGGUCUGUAUUCUUCCCAGGCCUUUUCCUUCUGUCCAAACAAUGCCUGAAGUCCUUCCCAUCACUGAGAUGGAGCGAAGGAGAUGCAGUCAUUGUAUCAGCCAGGUUGGUUUCAUCAGUUCAGGCAGUCAUGGCUUCUUCAGCUGGCUAUAUCAUUGCUUCUUCCUGCAAGGACAUCAUCGAGGAUCAGCACUGGCUUACGAGUACAUACAUCAUGUUUGCUGUACCCUACUUUGUGUAUGACAUCUACGCAAUGUUCAUGUGCUAUUGGUACAAGCUGCGGGUCAAAGGGCACGAGGAGGCCUCGGCGGCACCCAAGCACAUGAGCUCAGCGAUGACCAGCUAUUUGCGCCGCGAGUUCCUCAUGGUGCUGCACCACGUUGUCAUGGUCACCGUCUGCUUCCCUGUCUCUGUGUUUUGGCGACAAGGAAAAGGAGAUUAUUUCCAGGGUAUAAUGUUCAUGGCUGAGCUCAGCACUCCAUCAGUCUGUUUAGGAAAAAUACUCAUCCAGUACAAACAGCAACACACUCUGCUGCACAAAGUGAAUGGGGCUCUUAUGCUGAUCACUUUUUUCAUCUUUCGAGUCCUACUCUUCCCUUACCUCUACUACGAGUAUGGAAGGUACGCAUCCAUCCCCUUCCAUAUGGUUCCCCUGUCAGUGCCCUGGCACUGUAAUCUGGGUGCUGCUCUGCUCAUGGCACCGCAGCUCUACUGGUUCUCCCUAAUAUGCAGGGGCGCCCUGCGGCUAUUCAAGGGCACCUUCCGCUCUCAGAGACCACGCUCGCCCACAGCCCCCGCCAAGGAACUCCAGACGGAUGGCAGCACGCUGCCACAGCCCGCUAACGGCUACAACACGCGCUCCGCCGAGCCCGAGCUGACCACUCACUGAGGGGGGUGGAGGGGGAGGGUGGGGGCGGGGGGAGGAAAGAAAGAAGGAGAAUGUACCAAUGAGUUUGUAAAUUGAAGGGAAGCAAUGAGUGAAAAAGCAAGACUUGAAGCAAGUCGAGAUGAUGGCCACAAAUCAUGCUGAAGUGUUUUUGCAGCCAGAAAACAGUUAGAUGAGUUUGUGGCUGGCCUCAAAUACUCCAGCUUCUUAGUUUUUAGGAAACAGGAGGAUUCUUUGGGCACUCAGUAUUCAAGAUGUCAUCAGGCACUGUGACAGAUAGUAACAUGCACUGACCUGAGAGGAAUUUGCCUGGAUGUAUAGCAAGCAUAGGUGGAUAUUUCCCUCAUGUAGAUCAAUUACAGUCCUCUCUGCCUCACGGUAUAGGGAGAGGAGGAACAUAGGAAUGUAUUAUAUUGUAUGUUAGUAUGUUUGCUGUAGAUGAAAGGUCUAUUCAGUUUAUUAAUGGAGAAGACCUUCAAAAAAAAAAAUCCCUGGCUAAGCAGUAUUUUGACUUGUUAGUGUUUAUUAUCUGUAUCCUCAAUGUAGUCACUGUCACUCUAACAAAAUGUAACCAACCUGCAGACUGACUUAUCUUUAGAAGGGAGACAAUGUCGUUAUGCUGUAUUCUGCUGCCUUACCCCCCCCUCCCCCUUCGUUGUAGUUUCUUUACGUUUUUAUUUGUUUUUAUCCUAAAAGAAGGACAAGACUUUCCUCAGACAGGAAAAUGUGAAGGAUGUACAUAGAUGUUCAGUUGUCCUAUCCAUGUCAGUAUUAUGUCAUAACUUCAUUUGGUUUUGAUCAACUUUGUAUAAGGGCCAUUGUAGAUUUUUUUUUUUAAAUGGAAGCGAGUGUCAGAAAAUAUUUAAAAGUUAUACAUUUAAUAUGCCAAAAAAAAAAAACAAUUUGACUAAUCUCUGAGAAAAAUUGAUGCAUUUGUGUCAAAUUGUUAUUAGUAGAUGCAUGGAGUUAUAAGUCACUCAUUUAAGAGGACAUUUAUAUCAUUCUUUUUAAAUCCCACAUUGCUAAUCUUGGUGAGGUUGCAUUAUCCAACAACGCUGGAAAACAUUAAAUCCAAACUAAAAUAAGAAAAGUGGUGGAACAAUAACAUUUGUUGUAUCAUACGCAGCUGUACUACAAAUCCCAUCAUCAUUGCUCAACCCAGUGGUAUUAUAGUCCAUUUUAUCUUAAAACUACUGGUUCUGUGGUGUAAUAAGGACAGUCCAGUCUUGCAAAAUAAAGUAGUCUCCCCGUAUCCUCCAAAGAGAAAUCUCAGAAAUGUUUUCUGGCUCUUAGCUGAGAAUUUUUUUUUUUUUAUUACCUCACAAAUUCACGUCAUUUAAUUUCUUUAAACUCAGACAUUCUUCUAAGCUUUAUCAUAUUACACCUCCCCCAUCCAGCAGAGGUUAAGUAAUGCUCUCUUCCUUUUUUUUUUUUUUAAAGCUGCAAUGGGCCUAAUACGCUGUCAUUCAUGUCAUCUGAUGAUAAUCCAGACAUUCUGAACAAUAACAGUUGAACAUUGAGAGGAAAAAACAAGUCCCAGUUUUACAGUCAAGUUUAUGCAAAACAUCUCCAAAGGCUAUGGCGGUGGUUUCUUUGUAGAUGCAACUUUAUUCCCUUCACCGUUAUCACUCCUUCCAUUUUACAUACAAGGAAGUGCUGCACCGAGGCACUCGCUUCAACUUAACUCUUCUUGUGUUUAGCUUGGUGCUGAUGUAAAAUUUCAGAAUAUCCAUUUGCUUGAUGAGAACAUUUGACAAAGGGAUCUGAUAUUUGAGUAUUUUAGCUUUGCUAAGGGACCUGUGACGUGGAUGUCUGUAGGGAAGCAAAGUGGAAAAAUGUCUUGCAGAGAAGAAAUUCCCUUCUGACUGACAAGCAGCACAUUUGUUCAACGUAUUUUGUUUUCUUUGUUGUUUUACUUUCUAAUUGUGGAGUCCAUGAGUUUAGCUUCGUAGUAUUGUAUGAAAUCCCCCCCCAAUCAUUGAGCUGUUUAUUUGAGCCUCUGGUUCCAUGAACCUACAAACAGACAGGCUCAUGUUAUCAUUUUAUGUUUGUUUGAUGCAGUUACAGUUUCCUGAAAACAUUAGGUCAAGGAAGAAAAAAAAAACAAAAAAAAAAACAAAACCGGACACAGAAACAGGGUAGCAAGGGCCGAAGCAUCUGGCAAACCGUGGGCAUGUUGACAGAAUAUUCAUUCCCCUGGUUCAUGAACUCACAAGGUACCGCUUCUUGACAAUACUGAAACAUUCUAACUGAUGUACUGUAUAUUCCACAAAAUGCUUGUUAUUUAUUUGUAAGUAUUUAUUUAUUUAUUUAUUUGGUUUGUGGUUUUGAAGGCAUAUUUAUGCAUACAUAUUAUACUCUAUGCUUCUGAGCCUUAUGUGAAGGCUGUAUUGUUACUCAAACUUAGCUAAAAUAUACUUCUCUGUCCUCA
This is a messenger RNA of Cololabis saira (Pacific saury), 3749 nucleotides long. It is a transcript of the gene tlcd3bb, whose product is annotated as TLC domain containing 3Bb. Bases 413 to 1321 code for a protein of 302 amino acids. The transcript is spliced from 7 exons. NCBI's taxonomy places the organism in Eukaryota, Metazoa, Chordata, Actinopteri, Beloniformes, Belonidae. Gene Ontology annotation, biological process: ceramide biosynthetic process; lipid homeostasis. The record is from RefSeq and is a predicted model, not a curated record. Gene Ontology annotation, cellular component: endoplasmic reticulum; membrane. Gene Ontology annotation, molecular function: sphingosine N-acyltransferase activity.